ACUGGUUUCUGUAGGAUGCUAAAGCGUGCAAGUGCAUACACUGUAUGGCAGUGCAGACACAGCAACUACUGAAUUGAAAGCGUGAGUCAGUUGAGUAAGGUACAACCAGCUCAGGUUCCGCCAGCGCUCUGCGGCGAAAAGGCCAGUUUCUUGUAUGUCGUGAAUCGCCAAUCGGGUGUCUCUUCGCCUGUCAAAGGUCUCGCAUUUUGGUCUCACGUUUUGGUUUCCGAGCUGUGUACUCUUUAGUUGCAAUCUCUACUAAUUCGCUACGACUUCGCAGUUGCUGAACCAGCUAUCCGUUCGUCACUUAUGGCGCGUCACCAUGCUUCUCCCUCGCGGCUCGGCGUCGUCUUCUUGGCGCUCUUCGCGGCGCUGUUUGCGGCGCUUCUUGCGGAGCCGUGCUCCGCGGACGGCAGCGACUCCCCUCUGUACGACGGAAAGACCGGCGCGAAGAAGCUUAUAGCGGGGAUGAAGAAGAAGGGCUACAACACGGCGCUCUCCCUCUUCGAAUCCACAGGUAUAGCCAAGGAGCUUCCCACCGCCCUCAGCUACUACCGCCUCACCAUCCUCGCGCCUACGGACGAGGCGUUCGCCAAGCUUCCCGCGAGCGCGACCAAGGGCCUGAGCAAGGCGGCGCUGAGGGAUCUGGCGAUGCUGCAUAUCGUGAAGGGGAGGAGGGAUGCCGCCACCCUCGUUCGCAUGCAGAGGGAGCACGAGUGGCGCACCCCGUCCAAGAAUGGCGAGGCGGGUCUCUUCAAAUCCACAGAGAUGAGAGUCAAGCCAGUGAAGCUGCAUGCAGAGGGGGGCAAGAACGUGACUAUAACGAAGCCGGACUCCCUGCUGUUGACGAUCUCAGCCGUCCACGGCAUCGACCGCGUGAUCGUUCCGGGCGGCAAGCUGACCGGCCCGAAGAAGAAUCUGUCGCUGAAAGAGUGUUUGGAUUUGAGCAAUGGGGAGGAGGACAUGGAUUAUGACAAUUGAAGGGGCAUUGUGCCGGUUUAGGAGAGCAAGCUGCAAGGCGAGUGGAGAGUGAAGAGUGAAGAGUGAAUUGCUGCUGAAAGAGUGCUUGGAUCUGAGCAAUGGGGACUAGGACAUGGAUUAUGACAAUUGAAGAGGCAUGGGGAAGGAAAUCGACACGCAAGGACCGCAUUCAUGAGCCAGGAAGGAGUGCUUGGGUUGGGACCUGAGCAAUGGUGAGGACGAUAUGGAUUGCGACAAUUGAAGAGGGGCGGUGAGGCGAAAGGUGGGGAGGAACACAUUAGGGCAAUGCACGUGGAUGGGCCGAGGGAUCACGGCGAUUGCCUGAGAGAGUGUUUGGAUAUGUGCUAUGGGGAGGCGGUCGAUGGAUUAUGACGACUGAAUAGGGGCGGUGAGGCGAUCAGCUGGCAGGACAUUGCAUGGCCGGCAAUAAGCUGUGCUGCUAGUUCCAAGCGCCGGUACAUGUGCUGUACAAGGGGCUCUAUGGUUCUGCAGUGUAGCAUGUGAAGAAAUUACCCGUAGACUACUGACGUACCGUAACAAAAAAGAAUUGCAUUACCU
This is a messenger RNA of Closterium sp. NIES-67, 1539 nucleotides long. The record is from the annotation of a GenBank genome assembly. Lineage: Eukaryota; Viridiplantae; Streptophyta; Zygnematophyceae; Desmidiales; Closteriaceae.